Aureobasidium vineae is the source of this 867-nucleotide messenger RNA. The record is from the annotation of a GenBank genome assembly. NCBI's taxonomy places the organism in Eukaryota, Fungi, Ascomycota, Dothideomycetes, Dothideales, Saccotheciaceae.
AUGCCACCACAACAAGCCUGGGCAUCGCGCCAAUUCCAAGACUGCGACUCGGAUGGAAAAUCACGCGCCGUGCAAUGCAAAUGGUGCAUAGAGAAANAAGUCGCCUACAACAGCACGUCGCGCAAGACUUCACACCUUAAACAAUGCGUCGCCUUCAACGAACACGUCGUUCAACUCGUUGAAAGCGAGAAUGCCGGCGGCUACGUUUGUCGCGAGCUCGAGCUGAUGCCUGCUGUUGUCUUGGAAGCUGUGCUCGACCAGACGGGCUGCAGGAGACUCCAACAAGGCCAUGCGGGACAAGGCGCCGUAGGCAUGGGAGCCGUGAAUCCCAAUCUCGGUGCCCAAGCCGCUGCUGUGCUGUAUGGCAAUGGCAACGUCGGUGCCCCGAGAAUGAACGGCAUGAACGAGACUCCUCGCUCUGAGCGACCAACUCCUUCAUCAGCACUUCGCACUGGCGCAAACCCCAUUUCUCACGCGUCGACUCCUUCAACCGUACCACAACGCGGUCCUGCCAACUUCAACCGCGCCCAGAUCGACAGGGCUUUUGCGUCUGCUCUCAACCACCCUUCGACCACAUCCCCAGCACUACAAGCCCACCAAACGCCCAAUCAGUCCGGACUGCAGCCACCCAAUGGCCCAGAUGUGUCGAGUCUACUUGGCUCAUUCAAUUCCUCGACAGACCCGCGAAUCUCAGAUGCCCUACGUCUUUUGGACAAAGACACACGGGUGAGAAUUGCAAGAGAGUUGUUGGAUGAGGCAUACGAAGGCGUGAAAAGAGCAGUGGACAACUACAUUGAGAAACAACAAUACCUCAAUGCCAUUCUAGAGGAUGGUGCCGAGUUGGGUGCUGAUGACCAGGGACGCUAG